AUGGCGUCUGGCGGGAAGGUUGAUAUUUCUCAGCUUCGAAACCUCGUUCGUCAAUAUAUCGACCUACAUCUGUAUAAAACAGCAUUAUUUUGGGCAGAUAAAGCCGUUUCCUUAUCUAAUGGAAACAUACAAGACGUCUACUGGUUCGCCCAAACACUGUUUUUGACUGGCCAGUUCCAAAGAGCCGCUCAUUCCUUGAGGAGCAGAGGAGUUGUACAGACGAACUUGGCCUGUCGUUAUCUGGCUGCAAAAUGUCAUGCUGAGCUGAAGCAGUGGCAAGAAGCGUUAGAGAUCCUAGAAACGGAGCAAAAAGAGUCGGGGGAUAAAGAACUUCCGACAGAGUUGAGCUUUGUUGGAGGAACAAAAAAACUGGAAAGUGCUGUUUUCUUGCUAAAAGGCACGGUUUAUGAAGCAAUGGAUAACCGAAGUUUGGCUACAGAGUCUUAUAAAGACGCUCUAAGAAGUGACGUGCAUUGCUUUGAAGCGUUUGAUCUCCUUGUUUCACAUCACAUGCUAACUGAAAAGGAAGAAAGAUCGCUUUUGAGUUCUCUUCCCUUCUCAGAACAGUGCAUGCCUGAAGAAGUUGACCUCCUAAAAUUCUUAUAUGAGAGCAAAACAAAGAAGUAUAACAAGCCAAUUGAUCCCAAGCUUCCAUCUGGCCUGGAAAGUCUGAAUGACAACCUCGACAUAGUCACUGCAAUGGCAGAGCGGCACUUUUACAACUACAGUUACAGUCUUUCAUUCAAGAUGACCUCUGCCGUCCUCCGUUCAGAUCCUUAUCACGAGGCCUGCUUACCCAUUCAUAUUACAUGCCUGGUGGAGUUGAAGAAAACGAAUGAGCUGUUCUUCCUAGGACACAAACUGGUCGACAACUAUCCACAGAGGGCAGUAGCUUGGUAUGCCGUGGGCUGCUAUUACUAUGUCAUUGAAAAAUACGAACAGGCACGCAGGUAUUUUAGCAAAGCUACAAGUCUGGAACGGGUUUAUGGCCCAGCAUGGCUUGCAUUCGGUCAUUCUUUUGCUGCGGAAGGUGAGCAUGACCAGGCAAUGGCAGCAUACUUCAUUGCCUCUAAGUUGAUGCCUCGAUGUCAUCUGCCACUUCUGUACAUUGGCCUUGAGUAUGGCAAGACCAAUAAUGCUAAGCUGGCUGAGAGGUUCUUUCUGCAGGCUUUAGCUCUUUCACCAGAUGAUCCAUUUGUUAAACAGGAAAUGGGAGUGAUUGCUUUCCAAAACGGAGAUUAUGUUGCUGCUGAGAAGUAUUUCAAAGAAGCUCUCCAGAAAGCACAGGGUAACAGUGGAGAAGCCCUGGCAGAAACCUGGGAAACUUUGCUCAAUAACCUGGGCCAUGUUUGCCGCAAACUGGAGCGAUACCAAGAAGCUUUGCGGUAUCAUAAACAGGCUCUCAUUUUAGUUCCAAACAAAGCAUCCACCUACUCUGCUAUAGGAUUUGUUUAUAGUCUUCUGGGAAAUCAUCAUGAAGCUAUCGGCUACUUUCACAAGGCAGUUGGCAUUCAGCGAGAGGACACUUUUAGUGUUCACAUGCUUGGUGAAACUCUUGAACAGCUUACAUUAGAGGCUGCACGUGUAGAAGUGAAACAGGAUAAUGAUGUGAGCAUGGAAAUGGAUGAGAAGUCAGGUGAAGAAAGUGACUAA
Porites lobata is the source of this 1653-nucleotide messenger RNA. Lineage: Eukaryota; Metazoa; Cnidaria; Anthozoa; Scleractinia; Poritidae. The record is from the annotation of a GenBank genome assembly.